Candidula unifasciata is the source of this 3887-nucleotide messenger RNA. NCBI's taxonomy places the organism in Eukaryota, Metazoa, Mollusca, Gastropoda, Stylommatophora, Geomitridae. The record is from the annotation of a GenBank genome assembly.
AUGAGCAUUCAAAGACGCGGUACAGUGUCUGGGGGAGGAGAUGCUCCGUCUUCGAUCACUGCCAGCAAGAAGAGUUCUGUCUUCAACAGUCGCUAUUUUGGUGUCUAUACGCCAGGUUUGAUAGGUCCCAAUGAGAAGGAGCCACCAGUUCAUGGAAACAGUAAAGUAACGGAAAAAGAGGUUUCUAGAGAAAGACCUUUCACUCCCAGACCAUCUGACAGAAUACAUGCUGCGACAUCAAUGCUGAGAGCCAAACUGUCAAGUGAUCCCAAUGCUGAUGAAGAAAUGAUACCAGCUGGCAAUGUUGUCUUUGUCUGGCCAAAACAGGACCAGCAGAAUAUUUCUGCUGAGGCUGAAAUGGAAGAUCAGGUCGGACGGGAAACAGAGUUUGCUCAGCGUAUGCGGGAACACCAAAUUAUUAACCAGAUCUACAGUGAUGGUUCUUGGGAAGAAGGAGGAACUGGCAACAUCAUCCUCAAAUCCGUGGAUGAACUCGGAUCGGUCAUCGCUGCAGCAGUCAUAAAGAAGACCAUCGCUGGCAUGCUGCACGUCAGUGAAGACUCUAUUGUUGGGGAUCCCCGCAUCUUGGAUAUCUACCCAUCCAAGGAACUCACCUGUGUAUCUGUAGAUAAACUGAACCUGUGCGUUGUGGUUGAACCAUCAAACACUGCAGGCAGUCGGAUGUCAGUAACUCCCAGUCCAAUUUCAGCAACUCCCAAUCCGACUGAUGAAACCAAUACAGAUGGCGAAGUUCCUGACAAGGAACCGGUGCACAUCAAAUGGCACAAGGCCAUCAUCAAACCCGCGGAGGAAGACCCUGAUGAGGAGUCACUCUUGGAUAGCGAUGAGGAUUUUGAGGAGAGAGAUGAACACUUUAGACGCAGGAAAGACAAAUGGCACAGCUUGACUUCUCUGAAAGGGUUUCAGGCUUUUAAGAAAUUCUUGGUUGGAACUCAGGGUGAGAAAUACUGGGAACUUUGGAUCGACAUUGACAAGGGCCGCCUUAUAUCCAGUGAAGAGGAGAAACAGAAGUACAUUCUACAAAUGAGAGACAAAUAUUACAAGAAAGGGGCGCAGUACGAACUGUCCGCAGAAAACAAGAGGAAACUAAAACUGGAGAAUUUGUCACACUGGACCCCAGAAUAUUUGUUACAGGUGCAAGCACAUGUACUGGAACCUCUUGUUCUAUACUGGGCACCCCGCUACCUGUUGAGCCACCUAAUGCACACGUCUCCUGAGAAGUAUUACCUCUACAACCAACUAAAACUGGCCACAUUUAAUCCAGUCUCAGAUCCGUACCCCCAUACACAGGAACUUCUUCCCCUCAGACCCAAGUCCUGCUGCCCAAUAAACAGACUCGGACUCGGUUUUGGGGAGAUGAAUGAUAACAUAUAUAUGACAGAUACAAAAGACAUGAGAACAAUGCCUCAAGUUGGAAACCGACGUAUAUAUAGCCAAGAUACUAUCAACCGACUGGCCAACACCCCAACUGCCAAAUAUCUCAGAAAGUUAGAAGUUAAAAAUAAACCUGCAGUUUCAGCAAAACCUCGAAUGUCUGAUUUUCCUGAGAGCAUUUUGGCUACCAAAAAAAUGUCAGUUGUGGCGUCUGCAAGGUCAUCCAAGAAUGUAGCAAGUGAAAAUUCAGGAAUGUUCUCACAGAAGAGCAGUUUGAUAAUGCCAUUGACACAGAAACGUGGGAUGUCCGCAGCAAAUGUAAGCGUUUCUUGUCCCUAUAAUUCCCUGGAUGUGUUAUUCAACACUAAGGAGGAAAAGCUGGCGAAAACAUCGAAGAGCACCCUGCCCCCUCUGGUAAAAGUUGGGGAUUCCAAGGGAGAUAAAUGCAAACCAAUCAAGUUAGCACCCAUGAAAAAAUCUGACAGUGAGGGCACUACUAACUAUACUUUCUACCGCCAAGACUCCAAGGAAACCAGUAAAAGUUGCCAGAUGUACCAAGACUCUCUUACACAGAGUCAGAUAGCAGCACAAGAUACUGAGGGCUUGGAGUGUGAGUUCCUGAGCAGUAAACGCUUGGAGAUGCUGCUACAGGCUCUGCACCAUGAGCAGAACUCCGGUCGGCCAUUUAGAAAAUUUAUUGUGAAAAGUGACAGAGAGGACUGGCUAAACUGUCUUGACUUCUGGGAGAAGGUUCAAGUCUAUAGGAGGCUGUUUUAUAAAGAUAAACUAGACCUGCAUCUGAUUACCAAACAUGCCAGGUCAAUAUUUGCCCAGUGCAUUGUUGAAGGUGCACCGCAGAGCAUCAACGUCUCAGAGCAAGUCAAACUGUUCAUCCUGGACAACCUGAAUCCUCCGUAUGAAGAUCUGUUUGACCGAGCCGAAGAAGAGGCCCUGAUAAUGCUUUUUGAAGCUUUUAAGUUAUACAUGGAGGAGGACGUCAUGAGUUAUUGUGAGGUGGAGCGUACUCUCAAAGAGUGCCGCCUGGAAACCAGGAACACCAACAUUCUCAACCUGCAGAAACUAGGACUCAUAAAGGAAAGACCGCUUACACCGGAUGACCCUAUGGAGGGUUAUAUUGAUCCAGUGUAUGACGAUUCUAUCCUGCAAAGGGUCCCUGAACAAUUCGCAAACUGGAACAUGGCCAAGCUGGCACAGAACAAGCUAGAACUUGAGUACUUCCGGCAGUUUCUUAUACCGAGAUGUGCUGAAAUUGAUCUCAAGUGUUGGAUGGAUAUGGAGGCCUGGAGGAGGACAGCACCGGAUGACAGUGCCCUUCGAGACCAGAGGGCCAUCGAAAUUAAAAAGAAUUACCUGAACAAGAAGUAUUUCUUUGGGCCAAAUAGUCCUGCCGGAAAGGAUGGACAAAAUAAGGUGAUGGAAGUCGGUGGUGGAUGGGGCAAAUUUCUAGAAGAUAAGCCUCAUUUUAACAGCAUACUAAAAGCUCAAAAGUAUGUUAGAGCUCGAUUGGAGAACAAACACCUGCCCCUUUUUCUAAUCUCAAGGGACUUUCAGGAGCGGCAUCUCAUUGACUCCAGCAUAAUCUCGGAUGAUGAUGAUAUGGCUGCAAUUAAUCAAAGACUUUCAUUUAAUAUGAUAAAAGUGAUUAAUGAAGGUGAAGAGGCAUUUGAAUCUGUGAUUGAGAAGAAGGAUAAGCUGUUUGUUGAUCUGAAUUAUUGGUCAUCGGAAGGGCAAGAUCGAUUGAGCAUACCUUAUUCCGAUAGCGAUGCAGAUUCCUCACGAGCUUCUUAUGCCAGAUCUGUGCACUUAGGGAGUAGAUGGGCUUUGUGGAUCAGAGAGGUGUUCCUGCUACAACGAGCUUUGAAGAACCCGACUUCCUGUUCACAGUUUAAGAAGUUUGUGUCCUUGUCCGGAGGAUUUCUGGAGAAUGACAUUUUGUUUUGGUUAGAGGUGCAGAAGUAUAAGUUGAUGCAUAAAAAGAAAAAGGGGGAGACUACAGUGCAACGGAAGAUCAAUGCCAUUAUAAAUUGCUUUAUUAACUCAUAUUUACCACCAAAUCUUCAAAUUGAUAUCUCUCAAGAUAUGGCAGACGACAUCAUGGAGCACAAAUAUGAAAUGAAACCUACUUUGUUCCAGAGAGCCCAGCUGACAGUUUUCCGAGGCCUCCUACCACACUGGGUUGCAUUCAAAGAAUACCACAAGAGACUUCUCCUCGCUGACCAGGUCUUGCCGACCUUGGAUCGGCACCGCGCUGUGGCCCUGGACAAAGAGCAGAAGCACCGAGAAAAGCUGGCGCAGGAAAGAGAAGUUGAGCGACAAGUUCGUACACAUGCCGCAUUCCAGGCAGAACAUGAGGAAGGAUUACUUAAAGAAGAUGGCACAUAUCCCUACGCUGACUUUCUGGCUAAACAAGGAAUUAUCACAGACGAUCAAAUACUGGCUUCGGUCGUUGCUAGAGAAACUCAGACUGUGCG